AUGGAGGCAGGAACAGCAGCCGAGGUGUUGGACAAUCCUCAGCUGGUCCAGGAUUUGGCUGCAGACGCCAAAGACCUGGCUCUCCUGAAAGGUCUUUUGAUGAGGACUUACGAAGCUCCAAAUGCUUCAGAGCUGGUCACCUACGUUCCCUUCACGCUCUUCCCGACGCCCCUGCCCAAAGCUCUGUAUCACCAGGCUGUGGCAGUGCAGCCUCUCUUCAAUACGCUGGUGGAUAAGAUCAGUCAAGACUCUGACUUUCUGCAGGAAGCUCUGGCCAGCACCAUCGCUGUGGAUGAGUUCACGGCACGACUGUUCAGGAUCCACCAACAGGUCCUGGAGGAAGGACGGGCUCAGUCCAUUGUUUUAGGGAGCAAUCGGUCGGACUACAUGGUGGACAGGAAGGCGGACGGCUCGACGUCUCUGAAGCAAAUUGAAAUGAACACCAUAGCUGCAGGUUUUGGAGGACCAGCUUCAGCUAUUCCAGAAAUCCAUCGGCAUGUUCUCCGGGUGGCCGGCAGGAUCCAGGACAGUCAGAGAGUCAUGGACAACAACCCAGCAAAGGGACAGGCCGAGGGCAUCAUCAAGGCCUGGGAGCUCUACGGAGCAGAGAAAGCCGUCGUCUUGUUUGUGGUUGAAGAGAAGCAGAGGAACAUCUUCGACCAACGCCUUGUCGAGAAUGAAAUCUGGGCGAGAAACAUAAACGUGAUGCGAAGGCGCUUUAAUGACGUCUCAAAAUCUGGCUUCCUGGAUCACAAUAAAAGACUCUUGGUUGAGGACAAAGAGGUUGCUGUGCUGUACUUCAGAAAUGGAUACAACCCAGAAAACUACACUUCUGAGAAGGACUGGGAGGCCCGCCUCAUGAUGGAGCGCUCUCGGGCGGUCAAGUGUCCCGACAUCAGCACGCAGCUGGUCGGCACGAAGAAGGUCCAGCAGGUGCUGGCCAAACCUGGAGUCCUGGAGCGCUUCCUCCCGGAGCAGCCUAAGGCUGUGGAGCAAAUAAGAGCCACGUUUGCCGGCCUCUACACGCUGGAUCCGGGUCCUGAGGGUGACAGGACAGUCCGGAUGGCUUUGGAAUCACCUGACCGCUUUGUUUUGAAGCCUCAGCGAGAGGGAGGAGGCAACAACAUCUACGGCUCAGAGAUCUGCGCGACGCUGCAGAACGGUGAGGAAAGAAUGGCCUACAUUCUGAUGGACAAGCUGCACCCGGCGCCAACCAACAACUGCCUCCUGCGAAGAGACGCCCCUGUCAAGAUGAGCAGCUGCAUCUCCGAGUUGGGAGUGUUCGGGGUCUACGUCAGGCACAACACAGACAUGGUGAUGAACCAGUUCGUGGGGCAUCUCCUGAGGUCCAAGAGCAGUGAGCAGCCUGAUGGUGGAGUCGUCGCUGGCAUCGCAGUUUUGGACAACCCUCUUCUGUUCUGA
Molecule: messenger RNA, 1422 nt
Organism: Synchiropus splendidus (mandarinfish)
Lineage: Eukaryota; Metazoa; Chordata; Actinopteri; Syngnathiformes; Callionymidae
Product: glutathione synthetase-like
Exons: 12
Coding region: 1-1422 (473 amino acids)
Biological process (GO): glutathione biosynthetic process
Cellular component (GO): cytosol
Molecular function (GO): glutathione synthase activity; glutathione binding; ATP binding
Source: RefSeq, a predicted model, not a curated record